CUGACAGUUACUUAGCCCAAGGAUGCACGCUGUACCUUGUAUUCAAUAAUUGCCAGUGCGAACAUAUAGCAGAGUACUUUCUCACGUAACAGGGACUUAUCUUCGUGAUUUAUACCGCGUGCUAUUAUCCAGAUCAUGCCUAGCUUUUGACAGGAACCGGAAGUGUAAUCAACAGCAGCAACAAUGCUUCGCUUUACAGCACUAAAUGAAGAUUCUGAUGAUGAGAGUGAAGAUGAAGAAAUUCAAGAAAGUACCAAAGAAGCACAGGAAGCGGAGUUGUUUGAUCUGUAUAACAAAGCACUAGUGCAACAAAGAGCUGGAAAACAUGAUGAGGCACAGCAAAUUUAUGAAGAGUUACUCAAAACUACAUUGCUAGCAAAAUCAUCUUCUAGAACAUCAGAAACGAAAGAAGGACUGGUCCAUCCCGGCGUGGUAUUGCAAUAUUCAGCUCUGAAGAAUCUGGCUGGUCUGGCAGCAGAGAAGAAAGAUUAUAACACUGCGAUGGAGUAUUAUAUAAAAGCUGUAGACAUAGACUGUAGUGAUGUCUCUAUUUGGUAUAAAAUGGGAAAGCUAGCACUGCAAGUUACACCAACUACCAUUAGCCAGACUUUCAUAUGAGCAAGCUCUGUCAUGUAACAGUAAUCACUGGCCAUCGUUGGAUCAGCUGUGUACAUUGCUAUAUGCAAUGAAUGAUUAUUACAGCUGCAUGCAUUAUAUAUCUAAAGCACUUGAACGUGACAGUCAUUACACCAAAGGAUUGGUGUUAAGAGAUAAAAUGUACCAAGAACAACCGUGUAUGAAACGAGAAUGUG
Saccoglossus kowalevskii is the source of this 812-nucleotide messenger RNA. RefSeq names its product calcineurin-binding protein cabin-1-like. The record is from RefSeq and is a predicted model, not a curated record. Gene Ontology annotation, biological process: chromatin organization. Gene Ontology annotation, cellular component: nucleus. NCBI's taxonomy places the organism in Eukaryota, Metazoa, Hemichordata, Enteropneusta, Harrimaniidae. Gene Ontology annotation, molecular function: nucleosome binding; protein binding.